Messenger RNA from Alligator sinensis (Chinese alligator), 3836 nucleotides. It is a transcript of the gene SRBD1, whose product is annotated as S1 RNA binding domain 1. Gene Ontology annotation, molecular function: structural constituent of ribosome; mRNA binding. The transcript is spliced from 22 exons. Lineage: Eukaryota; Metazoa; Chordata; Crocodylia; Alligatoridae. The coding region runs from base 407 to 3352 and encodes 981 amino acids. The record is from RefSeq and is a predicted model, not a curated record. Gene Ontology annotation, biological process: nucleobase-containing compound metabolic process; translation.
CCCUUCCAGCCCUGCUUCUCUGGGGAUGUGUGGUUCAGUAAUGCAUUCAGAGGAGGUUCUUGUUAGCUUCUAACUCUGAAUCUCUCUUUUCCCCCUCCAGCCAGGUCUGAAGCUCUCCAGAUUUUUGCCUCCAACUUUGUUGCUUUUUGCAGUGGCACUGGGGUACCCUGGAAAAGCACCAACCUUCCUGCUACUUGGUGCAGACUUGCUGGCACCUCUCCAGGAUGUGGGCCCAAAAGGACUCCAUUUCAAAGGUGUAAAUCUCUGAUUUGAGCAAGAGUCUGAAAGUGAACUUUUGGAGGAAAAGGGAGAAGUGACUGAGCAAAGGUGCAAGAGCAUCAGAGAAAAAGAAUAACUAGUGGUGAGACCUGAGGAGGAAAGAAGAGUGACCAGGAAAACUAGCAAGAUGUCAUCUUUACCUAGGAGAGCAACGUCUACAGCAAAACCAGUGAUCUUGGAAGAGGAUGAAUUACCUUCCUUUCUUAAAUCUAACUCUGAAUCGGAGGAGGAGGAGGAAGACGAAGAGGAGGAAUGGGAACCGAAACGCAAAACUGCAAGGAAGCCUAGGCUGCCAAAGACAAAUGAAUCAAAACCUAAAAAAGUUGCUGCUCCACGGUCAACUGGAGUUAGGAAAAGGGCUGGGAAGACAGCAGUAAAGGGAGAACCAGAUUUAUCUUUGCCUAUUGAUGCUGGUGAAGACAGUAAAGGUGGAUUGCAGCUUUUACAGCCUAAAGAAGACAGACCCACCAAACAGAAAACCGCAACUAAAAAUCGAAAAGUGCCUAUGGGAGCAAAAAUUAAUUCAGUUCAGAAAACAAGCAUAAGCAACUUAGAGAGUGAUGAAACACCCUCAACAAGUGCUCCUCUGGGAACUGAAGUGAAGCAGGAGAAAUCUGAAGAAGACUUCACAUUUGAUGAGCCACCUUUAAAAAGGAUAAAAUCAGCAACAUGUCCUCAAGGAAAUCCAGUAAAACAUCCCGGAAGCACCAAAGUGAAAGAGGAAUUAGAAAUGAAUUGGGACAUAGUGCAGGCCUUGGCAGAAAGGACAAACAUUGAACCGUGGGUAUGUGCAAAUAUAAUUCGCCUUUUUAACGAUGAAAACACAAUCCCCUUCAUUGCGCGGUACCGAAAAGAACUGAUCAAUAAUCUGGAAGCUGAUGCCUUGCGAGAAGUACAGCAAACACUGGAAGAACUUCGUACUGUUGCGAAAAAGACACAUGGGACAAUACAGAAGUUAAAGAAAGAAGGAAAGCUAUCAGGAAGUCUAUUAACAGCCUUAUUGAACUGCAGAACUUUGGAAGAAUUAGACCAUGUGUAUGCACCAUAUAAAACUGGAAGCAAGGGCACCAAAGCCCAAAGGGCUAAACAGCUGGGAUUAGAACCCGCUGCUAUUUCUCUCAUUGAAAACCCAGGAGAGCUCAACCUGUUUUCUUACGUCAAACCUAAUGUUAAAGGCCUUUCCACUGUUCCCGAAGUAGAGGCUGGAGUGCAGCAUAUCUUGGCUGACAUGUUUGCAAAAGAUAAAGAUACACUGGAUUUCAUCAGAAUAUUAUGUCAACAAAGGUAUAUUUGUCUCCAGUCAGCUUUGGCAAAAGUGUCAUCCAAAAGUGUCAAUGAGAAGGAUGUUGAUAAAUUUCAACUGUACCAUAAUUUUUCAUGCAACAUAAGGAACAUCCAACAUCAUCAGAUUCUGGCCAUUAACCGAGGGGAAAAUCUGAAGAUACUGACAGUGAAGGUCAAUGUUCCUGACGGGGUGAAGAAUGAAUUCUGUAGGUGGUGUGUCAAUGAAAGAUGGCGACCAAAACGCUAUGCAAAACCAGAGUUAAUGAAGAUACUGCAUAAUUCAGUAGAAGAUUCAUAUAAACGGCUUAUUUAUCCUCUUCUCUGUAGAGAAUUCAGAUCAAAAUUAACAUCUGAUGCAGAAAAGGAAUCCGUAAUGAUGUUUGGAAGAAAUCUGCGACAGUUGCUGCUGACAAGUCCUGUCAGAGGCCGUACUUUGAUGGGAGUUGACCCUGGGUACAAACAUGGCUGUAAACUGGCAAUCAUUUCACCAACCAGUCAGAUACUCCAUACUGAUGUUGUCUACUUACAUUCUGGACAAGGAUUCCGUGAAGCUGAGAAGAUAAGAAGACUUCUUCUUCAAUACAGCUGCAGCACUGUUGUGAUUGGCAAUGGGACUGCUUGCAGAGAAACAGAAGCUUAUUUUGCUGACUUAAUUAUGAAAAAAUAUUUUGCACCACUGGAUGUUGUUUAUUGCAUUGCCAAUGAAGCAGGAGCAUCUAUCUACAGUGUCAGUCCCGAAGCUUGUAAAGAGAUGCCAGAUUUAGACCCUAAUCUCCGAAGUGCAGUUUCCAUAGCUAGACGUGUACAAGACCCAUUAGCUGAGCUAGUGAAAAUUGAGCCCAAACACAUUGGAGUUGGAAUGUAUCAGCACGAUGUAUCGCAGACUUUGCUCAAAGCAACCCUGGACAGUGUGGUUGAAGAGUGUGUCAGCUUUGUAGGAGUUGAUAUUAACAUCUGCUCAGAAAUACUAUUAAGACAUAUUGCAGGACUGAAUGCUAAUAGGGCUAAGAAUAUAAUUGAAUGGCGAGAGAAGAAUGGACCAUUUAUAAAUCGGGAGCAGCUAAAGGAAGUUAAAGGACUGGGUCCAAAAACCUUUCAACAGUGUGCUGGCUUCAUCAGGUUUAACCAAGAGUACAUAAAAGCCUUUUGCAGCAGUCAGCAAAAAGAGCUUAUAGCAAAAGGCCAUGCAGGUGUUCAAAUCACAAAUGCGAAACAAGGCAAGAAGAGAAGCAAACCAACAACAAAUGUGAUGCUACAGCCAAAUCCUUUGGACCAAACUUGUAUCCAUCCAGAAUCAUACAACAUUGCAAUGAGGUUUUUAACAUUCACUGGAGGAAAUCCAAAUGAUAUAGGAAAACCUGACAUGCAACAAAAAGUAAAUUCAGUAAUUCAAAAGGAAGGAACAGAAGGAGCAGCAAAAAUGCUAAACACAACAGUACAUACACUUCAGUUGAUCAUUGAUGGCCUGACUCAGCCCGAAGGCUUUGACAUCCGAACAGAUUUUGAUAAGCCUGAUUUCAAAAGAAGCAUAGUCUGCCUUGAAGACUUAAGUGUUGGUGCUGUUCUCACAGGAAAAGUAGAGAACGCUACUCUCUUUGGAGCUUUCGUUGAUAUCGGUGUGGGUAAAUCAGGGUUGAUUCCAAUUAGGAACAUAACAGAAGCAAAACUUUCUAAAGCAAAGAAGAGGAGAAGUCUUGGUUUAGGUCCUGGAGAAAGAGUAGAAGUUAAAGUGCUCAAUGUUGAUAUCCCUCGAUCAAGGAUAACUUUGGAUCUUAUUCGUGUUUUAUGAAGAUUUUCUUUUUUUUUUUUACCAGUUACCAAACAUUUCAUUUUAAAAGUUCAGUAUUGUCCCCAGUGUUCGAAAGAUUACAGUUCAAGCAUUUAUUGAUUAAAUUGGAAAUGCUGGGAUUAGUCCAACUUUUAAAAUCUUCAGUCUCACUUUUUUUAUUCCACAUUUCCUUACUCCCUCCUUUUAACAGUCACUGGCGGUGGCUAUUAACUUAAAGUAGCCUCCUAAAUAAAUAUCCCAAUAUGCUGCCAAAACAAGUCUUUCACCUGUUUUGUUCUCAAGCAGCCGUUGGUCAGUAUUGUUCCGCCAGAUUCAUCUACUUUUGUUCAGAAUGAAAAACAGGCAUAUCAUUGGCCUGCUUUCCUGCUGUUUUCUGAAGAAGGACUUAAAAGUUGUACCUUGUGGUAGUUAAGGCAGCAUCUUUGAAAUGGACUUUUGUGUUAUUUAUACUUGACAAUUAGACCAAGCAGCAUAUAAGCCUAAA